AUGACGGGCAAAGAAAUUUUUCAUAAGAUGAAGGAAAAAGUUUUGGGCUCAUCUGAUCCUGAUUCGGGUAAAGGAAAGAGCAAGAUGAAGAAGCACAUAACUCAUGGCUUUCACUUAGUGAAGGGAAGAUCAGGCCAUGCCAUGGAAGACUAUGUUGUUGCUCAGUUUAAGCAAGUUGAUAACAAUGAAUUGGGCUUAUUUGCGAUAUUUGAUGGCCACUCAGGUCACAGUGUACCUGAUUACUUGAAAACUCAUUUGUUUGAUAACAUCUUGAAAGAGCCUAACUUCUGGACAGAACCUGCUGAUGCUGUCAAGAGAGCGUAUAGUAUAACUGAUUCAACUAUUUUAGACAAAUCAGGUGAAUUGGGCAGAGGGGGUUCAACUGCAGUUACAGCAAUAUUGAUCAACUGUCAGAAGUUAGUGGUGGCCAAUAUUGGGGAUUCCCGGGCUGUUUUGUGCAAGAAUGGCGAGGCCAAACAACUAUCAGUUGAUCAUGAACCAAGCAUAGAGAGUGAGGAUAUAAAAAACAGAGGUGGUUUUGUGUCAAACUUCCCAGGGGACGUUCCACGAGUUGAUGGUCAGUUGGCAGUGUCAAGGGCAUUCGGUGACAAAAGCCUGAAGAUUCACUUGAGCUCAGAACCACAUGUGAUUGUGGAACUGAUAGAUGAUGAUGCAGAGUUCGUUAUUUUAGCUAGUGAUGGUUUAUGGAAGGUAAUGACAAAUCAAGAAGCAGUUGAAGCAAUCAGAGAUGUUAAGGAUGCUCGGUCUGCUGCAAGGAUCCUAACUGAAGAAGCACGUAACAGGAAAAGCUCAGAUGAUAUCUCUUGCGUUGUUGUGAAAUUUCAGUGA
Messenger RNA from Sphenostylis stenocarpa, 849 nucleotides. NCBI's taxonomy places the organism in Eukaryota, Viridiplantae, Streptophyta, Magnoliopsida, Fabales, Fabaceae. The record is from the annotation of a GenBank genome assembly.